GAGAGCAGCGAGCUUGGAAAGUUCACGACCAAAUAGGUAACUGGAGUUGAAUGGCGAACCCGAGGUCAUGGCUGGGCUUGUAUCUACUCGCGUCCUGUCUUGGUGUAAUUGCAAGCCAGGCGUGCCCAAAAGGUUGGAAAGGAUAUGGUAAUUCAUGCUAUCUGUUUGUCAUACCUACUUUACAACUUCGACAGAUGAGCUGGGAGGAUUCCAGAGCUAACUGUUUAGGUUAUGGAGCUGACUUGGCUUCCAUUCUUAAUUCAUCCGAAGUCAAUUUUAUCUACCAAGAAACUAGUUUGUUAGGCAACUAUAAUUUCUGGAUUGGCUUGUAUCGUAACAAAACGACAAGUGACCCAAAAGAGGGCUGGAUCUGGAGUGAUGGUAGUAAUUUUACGGACGCUCGCUGGCUGUACGGUGAACCAAAUAAUUAUCUGAAAAAUGAAAACUGUGCUGACCUCAACGCAAAAAGCAAAGGCUGGAAUGACAAUGAUUGUGCUAAACUAUUUUCUUCCAUCUGCAAAAGGAGAAAAGGCCUCCCUGAUCCUACCGUCCCUACUGCUGGCCCACUUCCUCCGACUAAAGAUCCGCCCCCAAGAUGCGAUGUUGGUUGGGUGGCAUUUAACAGAUCCUGCUAUCGAAUGUUUUCAAAUUGGAAAAAUUGGGAUAGAGCAAAAAGCGUUUGUCGAGAUACCGGAGGGCAUCUUGUCAGAAUUGAUAAUGAUAAUGAGCAACACUUCUUGGCAGAAUUAGUCCGCCCAACGCGUCAUAAUUAUUGGAUUGGCUUGCACUUUAACUCUGCUGGACAAUGGGUUUGGGAGUUUCGUUCCAAUGAUUCUUUGAAGUACAAAAAUUGGCAGUCUGGUGAACCAAAUAGUUUAGGAAAAGAACGAUGUGUAGAAAUGUAUGGUCAUGCUCAAGCUGGUUAUUGGAAUGAUGCCAGCUGCUAUGGUUGGAAAUCGUACAUUUGUGAGAAGGAAGAAGGGCAAAAUAUGUGUCCUGAAGGUUGGAUCCCGUACAAUGAUACAUGUUACCAAUUUAAUAUGCGACCCUCGCAAAAGAUGACUUGGACAGAAGCUGAAGCAGCUUGUAAUGCAAUUGGAAAUUUUGCAUCGCUUGUUCAAAUAAACAGUCAAAAUGAACAAGAUUUUAUUUCGAAACGACUUCAAUUGGUCUCCAGCGAAGACGUUUGGAUAGGUCUCAAUGAUCUGAAGAAUGAAAAUGUGUUCCGCUGGACAGCAACAAACGCAGAAUUGGACAGCAUCAGAUUUGCAAGUUGGGCGAAUGGCAAGCCGAUUGAAAAUGCGGAGAAUCGCGACUGCGUGGUGAUGUUAGGUAUUAGGAAAGAUGGCGCAUGGUCAGUUCAAGAUUGCGCACUAAAGCGCAACUUUAUCUGUAUGAGACAUAGAGACUUGCCGUUUUGUAAUGGGCCACUUGGAAUGGAAAAUGGGAAGAUAUCAGAUUCUCAAAUUACCGCUAGCAGUUUUUCUCCUGGAAAUGAACCAGCCCGUGCUCGAUUCCGACACAGUGGCGCGUGGUGUCCCGCGAAAGCAAAUAAGAAUGAAUAUCUUCAAAUUGAGUUGCCAUUCUUAGCUGAUAUAAAGAAAAUCGUCACUGAAGGAAACGUUUCAACGUACUUAUUAAGAGAAAGUAAAGAUGGGAAAACAUUCAAAGAUUUUAAACCUUAUGGACAUACAAAAGAAGUGCGUCCAACCAAAGACGGAGACUACUAUUAUUUUGCCCCAACAAAGGCAUUCAUAGCAAAAGUUAUUCGAAUUUUCCCAUCCUCCUGGAACAGUUAUCCUUGUUUGAGGUUGGAAUUCGUUGGUUGUCGUGCACAAGCUCCUACGUCGACAGAGUGCGAAGGAAAUAACUGGCAGAAAGGGCCAGGAAAACUUUGCUUUCAAAUUAAUAGCGAUUACAAAACGUGGGAAGAGGCCCGUUCCACGUGCUUAGAGCGCGGAGGUGACUUACUGACAAUUACAAAUGAAAAGGAAAAGGAAGCAGUAGCCGACCAAAUCAAGAAUUCGUUCCAUGAUUAUUACUGGAUUUCUCUUAAUGAUCGUGAUUAUCGAGAUAUUUAUGAUUGGAGCAACGGUGACGCAAAUGGACUAAUCAAUUGGGGAACCGGAGCUCCUGAUAACAGUGGGAAAAUCAAUAGAAAAGCGUGUGUUAGAAUGAAACGAACUGGGUUGUAUUGGAAAGAUGAAGACUGCUCUAAUCGUCGACCGUAUAUCUGCAUGAAAGGAGUGCAAUAUACUCCAGCAAACUUUGUCGAUUACAGUCCAACUGGAGUGUGGGUAAGCAGUGCUAAAUAUUAUUGGCCUCUGUCAGCAGUUGAAAACAACAUGAUACUCGGUACUACAAUUGGAAAGGUGAACGGUAAAGUAAUUCCGACAACAGGAGUGAGAGAAAAAGCGAACACAGCGUUACAAUUUACUGGUGAAGGGUCAUACAUAGACCUGGGAAGGUUUGAUAAAGAAUGUUUUGGCGAUCCCAAAUACUGCGGCUUUGGUUUAAGCCUGUCGUUUAUGGCUUGGUUCGAUACAUCUGUUAUGAGUUGGACGAAACAAGUGAACAUUUUGGGUUCGUCAGGAGAUGAGAAUACAUCCAAUAAAGGAAUCAGUGUCUAUAUUCUAAAUAAAAAUCUCUGGUUUGUGUUAUCGAGAACAGCUGAAAGUAAAAAAGUGUCUGUACCAUUAGUCGAUAACGAAUGGCGACAUUAUGUAAUGAAAUGGAACAAUUCUCUUGGUCUUCGUGUUUCUGUAAAUGGUAAAGAUAUUCCUAGCACAACAUACACUGGCAAGGGUAUUGACACUCCAGUACAAAAUUUUACAAUUGGAUUUCAGCAAGGCUCUGGUUUUAAAUCUGGUACAAUCAAAAUAGCUUCAGUUGCUUUCUGGGACGUAAUCUUGCCAAAUGAUGAUAUUUCAUCAAUUUACAAAACUGAAUUUGGGGCAUGUCCAUUUGGUUGGUUUGGAUUUGGAAAGUCAUGCUACCAGAUUAACAAAGAUAUGAAAUCGGUUUAUUAUGCGUCAAGAGAGUGCAAAAAUGCAGGGGGAGAUCUGAUGAAUAUUGAUACAAAUGUUGAACAAGCAUUUAUCCUAACUAAAAAAGAUGUGGCUGACUCUUGGUUUGGUGUCCACGAUCAAACAAAAGAAAGCAUUUUCGUUGGAAGCAAUGGAAAACGGUUGUCAUUUUCGAACUGGCAUCCGGGAGAACCGAAUAACGCACGUGGUUAUGAGGAUUGUACAUAUUUACAAGAAGGGGGAUCAUGGAGUGAUGCAUCAUGUUAUUACAGAAAAAAAUAUAUAUGUGAAAAAGAAAAAGAUGUGAAUCUAAAGCCAACUAAUUCUACAGCAACAGCAACGCCAGUCACAAGUAUCACAAAAACCGCUCUUGCUUGUCACUACACCCGAAUCACAAUUGGUUGUCCUUCUGACUUGGUUAUCAAAGUUAACUCUGCAUUUUGGGGAAGAAGAGAAAAAUCGAAAUGUACUUUUAUCAGUGUAAAGUCCUGUGGCGAGGAUGUGACGAAUAAUUUGAAGAAAAAAUGUGAUCAUUAUGAAAACUGCAAACUCCAUGCUUCUGAAACCGAGUCAUAUCUUAAUACUAUUUGCCCAAGUGUUCAUAAAUAUUUGGAAGUGAAUUUCACCUGUGUUAAUGAUGCAGUUAAAAAGACAUGUAAAUCUGGAUGGACAGAGUUUAAAGCUAAUUAUGGUCGCUGUUAUCGUUUAUUUGACACACCUAAAACCUGGAGUGAUGCCAGAGCGACGUGUAAGAAAGCAGGAGCUGAGCUACUUAGCAUUUCUCAAAGUUCAGAACAGCCUUUUGCCACGAGUCUUAUGGAACGAGCAUGGUACUCUCGAGUAUGGAUUGGAUUAAAUGAAAAAACAAAAGGGGUUUAUGAAUGGUCUGAUGGCUCCUCAGUGUCCUGGACGAACUGGUAUGUUGGACAGCCAGACGAAAGAGGGACAGAUAAGAGUUGUGUGUACAUGAGCCUGAUACGAGGUAAACGGGGUUGGAUGUAUUGGAAAGAUUCGAAUUGCACCAGGAAAUAUCCUUUCAUGUGUGGUUAUUUCAUUGUUCCUACACAAAAGCCCUCAGCUGUUCCCACAGUUUUUGAUGGAAAUUGCGAUGCUGGAUGGGUGACAGAUAGAAGUCUGGCCUACUGUUAUCAUUAUAAACCCGGAAUUUCUAGACCAAAUUGGUUGAACGCACAAGACGCUUGCCGUACCGAUGGGGCGAAUCUCGUAAGUAUUCAAAGUAAAGAAGAAAAUGAAUUUGUCAGGAAAUUAUCGAAAAAUGCAAUGUGGCUUGGGUUGGAGGCAAAGGGUGUAUUUCGAGGUCAUGUAUGGUCAGAUGGUCAACCUGUUCGCUAUACUAAUUGGUCUGUGGGUCAACCUGACAGCUACAAUGGUCUCGAGGCUUGCGUUGAAAUGAACCCAGAUACUGGAGUUUGGAGUGACAGAGAUUGUAAUGAGCAUAAAAAUGUGAUUUGUAAGAAAGCUAAAGGUCUUACGCCAGUCACCGCGACUCCUGUCACAUAUCCAACACCAGGUUCUUCCCUGUGUAAAAAGGGCUGGACACUUUUCCAAGGAAUGUGUUACAUUAAAGGGAACGAUUCAUCCAACGAAUAUUUAACAUGGCAGGAUGCUGAGAAAAAUUGCCGUCGUCUUGGUGGUAAUAACUGCCAUCUGGCUAGCGUAAACAGUCAAGAGGAGCAGGAUUUUCUUUCGUUUCUAAUAAAAGGCAGCAAAAGUCGAGAUUUUUGGAUUGGUUUGAAUGACCUUGGAACUGAAGCGGAGUACAAAUGGACAGAUGGUUCUUUGUAUAACUACGCAAACUGGAACUCGAAAGAACCGAACGACUUUAAUCGACAGGAAGACUGUGUUCAUUUGAUUCCGGAUGGAAAAUGGAAUGAUCACCAUUGUCAGUUAAAGCUAUCUUUUGUAUGCAAGACAUAUAAUGAAUCCUAUAAACCGCCUGUUAAACCAACAGCGCUACCUAAACCUCAACAUGAUGGCUACUGUCCCGAAGGAUGGAUUGCUCAUGCUAAAUAUUGUUAUCAGUUCCAUACUGACCCCAGUGAAUACAGAACCUGGGAUGACGCAAGAGACGCCUGUGAACAAGGUCACAAUUCAAGUUCUUUUGGUGAAUUAGCCAGCAUUCACGACGAGUUCGAACAAUCUUUUAUCACAAUUAACGUGAAAACUUCGACGCAACCGUUAUGGAUAGGUCUGAACAACAAACAUCUAAACAGGUAUUUGUGGGUUGAUAACACGGCUUUCAAUUACGUCAAGUGGAAUACUGGGGAACCGCCAAGUUGGGGGUGGAAUAGAUGUGCCGAGUUUGUUCCUUAUCCUUCAGCUGCUGGUCGGUGGAUUUCUGUUUAUUGCAGCCAAACAAACGGGUACAUUUGCAAAAAAGCUGCUUCAGACACACCAUUGACACCAACACCAACAGUUAAAGCAUCAAACUGUGCCAAUGGUUAUGAAAGUUAUGAAGAAUCUUGCUUCAAAUUUGUUAAGACUCCGAAAAAUUUCGAUGACGCCAGAGAUAUCUGCCAGAAUGACAAAGGGGAUUUAAUGGUGGUUGAUGAUCAAUUCAAACAAGCUUAUCUAAUCUAUACCUUGGAAAGAUAUAUUGGAAAUAUAUGGAUUGGUUUUCAUCGCCAACCAUACUCCCAGUUCAAGUUUGUCGACAACAGUUUAACAGCACACACAUAUUGGGGACCUGGUCAACCAAGCCGUCAACAAGAUCAACGCUCUUGUGUUCAGGCGAAUGUAACUGGAUCAAACUUCGGUGCCUGGGAUGACAUGGACUGUGGCAUUGCUAAUCCAUUCAUUUGUGAAAUUUAUAAAGGGGAGCCGAAAGUUACCAUUCCACUGAACGGAAGCUGCCAGGAUGGAUGGAGGUUUUACAAUAAGCACUGCUACAAGCAUUUCACGACGAGACGGUCUUGGGGUGCAGCUCAGUAUGAUUGUUCAAAAUAUGGUGCAGAUUUAGUCAGUAUUCACGACGACAGAGAACAAGAUUUCCUGAUGUAUUAUUACCAAGACCGAUCUCAAUUUUCCCUCUGGACAGGUUUGAAUGAUCGAGAUGUGGAGCGAGGGUAUCGAUGGGUAGACAACAGUCCAGUAGAUUAUAUAAAUUGGGAAGAUGGUGAACCAAAUGAUUACAACGGGCGUGAAAAUUGUGUGGAAAUGAAAUCCAAAUCUGGACGAUGGAAUGAUCUGUACUGCACGAACAAUCUUGAAUACAUGUGCAAGAAAAAUAUAGAAUGUUCCUCGGCUAUAUCUCUGGACACAUCAAUGGUAACAGUCACUGAUACUUACGAUGCUACCAGCAUGGGUGCAGAACAAGCGAUUUUAAAAGAUGAGAAAGACCAAUAUACUUCUUGGUGCACGAAUAACACAUCUGGGACAGCAAAAAUCAUGAUUGAUCUUAAUCAAUUGACUCGUCUAACUGGAAUUACAGUCAUGGGUCGAAGUAACCAGUUUGUCAAAUCUUUUCGUAUUGAUUAUGAACGUGAUGAAAAUUGGCGUAUAUUCUAUCCAAACAGAAAUUUCCAAAGUGCAAUACAACUAUACUCUGGGUUGCCCUCGACUAAGAAAUUCAGAUAUCCAUUCACAGCUGAUGGACUUUCUAUCACACCAAUCACUUGGACUGGGGAUCUGAUUUGUAUGAAGAUACGACUGUAUGGAUGUGCUUAUGUAUGUCGAAGGCAACUAUUCGCACCAUUUCCUACCAGAAUAAAAAAUGAUGUGAUAUCGGCAUCAUCAGCGAAAUAUCCAAUUAACGAACCAAAACAAACAGGGACACUUGGGCAUUCGUGGUGUGCUGAGAAAAACGAUAAAAACCAGUGGAUUCAGUUUACAUUUGACAAGGAAAAUGUUAUAUCUGUAAUUCGAACGUUCGGUGAUAGAAAGAAAAGUUACGUAACAAAGUACUCCAUACAAUUUAGCGAGGAUGGAACGAUAUGGACGGACUAUAUGGAGAAUGGAGUUAAACGGAUAUUCCAAGGAAAUAACAAUGCAAAUAGUCCUAAAAAACACACUUUAGCCUAUCCAAUCGAAACUUCGUAUGUUCGAAUUAUCCCAAGCAGUUGGAAUGAGAAUAUUUGUAUGAGAAUAGCGUUACUUGGAUGCGAGGCAGAUUGCAGUAACCCAUUGCUUUCUACGGAUAAAGUUUCGAAACCUAGAUAUUUAUCUUCGGAUGAAAAUUCAAAUCCUGAAUAUGCUUUAUUUAACAGUGGAAAUGCUUGGUGCACAGAUAAAACACCACUUAAAGAGCAAUACUUAGAGAUCAGGCUUGGUGUUAGAUACCGACUAUCCAAGAUUGGUACGCUGCCCAGCCCGGGAGAUAAUAACGAAGGUGGACAAAUAACAGCAUUUACCAUGAAAUACAAAAAAGGCAAAAAUUGGUUUGUUCAUGGUCCAAAAGGUGUAGAAAAGGUAAUGAUUGCCAUAAACCAGAAUGACAAAUCAAAACCAAUGUUUAAUGCCCUCACAGACUACGAGCGUAACCAGAAUGGCUUGUCUACAAAAGGAAUAAGAAUUUAUCCAGAAUCCUACACAGGAACACGGAUCUGCAUCAGAGUGGAAUUGUAUGGUUGUCUUGCAGGAGCUGAAAUCAUUCCAACGACUCGACCAACUGAGCAAAAAGUUGACAUAUCUUUUCGCAUCACGAGCAUUGAUUGGAAUGAUAAAAUGAGUGAUUCAAAAUCUAAAGAAUUUGCUGAAACAAGUGAAAAGAUUAUAAAAGCGGUGGAAACUGUAUACAGCGAAAGCGAAUCAUUUCGAAGUGCCAAAGUCCUUAAGUUGACGAAAGGAAGCGUUGUCGCCGUCAUUGAAUUGACAUUUAAUCCAGAAUUUGACGAUGAUGACAACGGCACGUUAAACCUGAAAGCUGCUGUGGAAAGUGGUAAAGUUGGAUCACUUAAAGUGGACAAAGAAUCGUAUAAAAAGCUAGGAGAAGGAAAUAUACAAGCUAGCACAGGAGACGACUCUGGCAGUCUUUCUCGUGGAGCAGUUGCUGGUAUCGUUAUUACUGUCCUAGUUUUGUUGGCACUUGCUGCUGGUGUUGCGUUCUUAUUUUAUCGUCGGCGGCAUCCGAAGAACGAUUUUGCUCCAACACAUUUCGAGAAUCCCAUGUCGUUUUCUUCAAAGGCUUACGAUAUAAAUGAAUAAAAAUAGCCGCGACAACGCGGAUAGCUUGAUUUAGCAAAAUUAUAAAUGAUAAAACGAUCGAUGUACAGAAUUUUCCCAGGCACAAUCAAUGUGCACAAUUCGUCUACGAUGACGAUAAACAGCUUCAAGAAUGACUGAAAGUUUAGGCUGUUAUUACUUCAUGGAAUAGAGUGUAAGGGCCUAAUUCCACGGGCGGUUUUUCUUGGCGAAAUGCGAAAUAUUUCGCCUGUUUCUUUUGAAUUUCGACCACUUGAAUAAAUUAAUUCUGCUUCAUUGCUCACAAUUCAAAAGAAGCAGGCGAAAUAUUUCGAAUUUCGCUUGAAAAUUUAACCCGUGGAAUUAGGGCUUAAGAAAACGGCUCAUUUUCCAGAUAUUUUCCGAAGUAUUGAAUAGCGGAUUGAAGGCAAAAACAAAUAGAACAAUGAUGUUAUUAACCAAAUAUUAUUUAAUAGAAUAAAUUUUUCGCUAUGUUCACAUGCUUGCCGAUGGGCCUAAAAAUGAAAUAAAAGCGUGCUUCGAGUAUGCACCGCAUGAAAUAAUAUCGGAAUCAACUAUUUGUGGAUUAUAGCCCUUUACAGUUUAUCCAGACUAGUCAGUACAAGAACCUGGGCAAAACUCAAUUUAUCGACUGCAAAAGUGAGUGACUGGAAUGACAUUUAUGAAUAAGUAUGUCGUUUGCUAAACUAGCCGUUUUAUUUCGUUUUGAAUGUAAGUAUUCCGAAUACAUGGUUGUUUUUGCCAGUUUAAUGUAUUCCAUUUCCCUAAAUGCAUCUAGUGUCCAAAGUGUGUGCCAAAUUUGGACAGGGAAAUUGAAAGAGAAAGAAAAAGCUCCUGCAAAGUGCAAAGUUGACGUCAUCAAAUCAUGUGGAUGUAUACCAGGCAAGAAAUGCCAAGUAUUUUAUCCAUGUGUUUGGCGAAUACUGUGAGUUUCUUUUGAAUAUUUUGACUAUCAAUAUACUUAUUUUUUAGGGGAUGCAACUUUAUUUUACUAUAUAUCAGGCAAGGAGAAGUAAGCAUGCCCCUUUCAAUCUUGUAAUUUAUUAGCGCACAAUAUUGACGGAGUUGUAUCACUUGCAUGCUCCCCCCGGAAUAUAUCUGACCUGGCGGCUGACUGGACCGGUUAA
Dendronephthya gigantea is the source of this 9313-nucleotide messenger RNA. RefSeq lists its product as uncharacterized. Gene Ontology annotation, molecular function: carbohydrate binding; signaling receptor activity. The transcript has 52 exons. NCBI's taxonomy places the organism in Eukaryota, Metazoa, Cnidaria, Anthozoa, Malacalcyonacea, Nephtheidae. The record is from RefSeq and is a predicted model, not a curated record. The coding region runs from base 51 to 8189 and encodes 2712 amino acids.